AUGAAUGUCCCACACUUGGAAGUGAACCGAAGGAUGUUAAUGCCAUGGGAGGAUAUCAAGGCCAACCAAGACCCAUGGGGUUUCAAAACACUUACAACCCAAAAUUGGAGGAAUAACCCAACCAACCCAUACCCACCAAAGCAAAACCCACCACAUGUUAUGAUGAGACCCCAAUUUUCUCAAUACCCAUCACAAAAACCUCCAUAUCCCCAAACAUAUCAUCCUACUCCAAAUUACCAACAACCUCCACAACAAGGCCAAUCAAGUGGUAACCAUCAAACGAGCCUUCAAGAACUUGUUACUUCUCUUGCUCAAAGCCAAACCCAAUUUCAACAAGAGAUCAAGAACACUUUCUCCAACAUUCAAGAACAAAUUAGAGACUUAGCCACCGCUCUCAACAAGAUGGAACAAAGGGGUAAACUUCCUUCUCAAACUGAGAAGAACCUCAAUGUAAGUGCAAUAACCUUGAGAAGUGGGAAAACACUUGGAGAAAGCAACCCUAAAAUAGUUUCAAGAGAAGAAGAAGAUGAAGUUAUUAUUGUUGAACCUUUAAAAGUUGUAGUUCCUCUAAAGGAUCCGAUUGUGCUAAACAUUGAUCAACUCGAAUCUUCCAACAAGUCCAUCAAGCCAUUGGUCAUACCAUCACCUUUUCCCUUCGGGUUGGCUCCCUCAAAGAAAGAAGAGGAAGAGAAAGAGUUUCUUGAAACUUUCUGCAAGGUCCAAAUCAACAUUCCACUAUUGGAUGCCAUAAAGCAAAUUCCGCGCUAUUCCAAGUUUCUUAAGGAUAUGUGCACCAAUAAGAGGAAAUUUAAAGCGAAUGAAAAGAUUCAAGUCAAUGCUAAUGUGUUCGCGGUCAUCCAAAAGAAGUUACCACCCAAAUGCAAGGACCCGGGAAUGUUUGCUAUCCCUUGCACUAUUGGUGAUUUGCAUGUUAAAAGUGCCAUGCUAGAUCUUGGAGUCUCGAUCAAUGUGAUGCUAUACUCAGUUUUUCAAUCUCUCAAUGUUGGACCUUUGGAAGGAACCAGAGUAAUCAAUCAAUUAGCGGACAGGUCAAGUGUGUCUCUAAGAGGAGUGUUGGAGGAUGUGUUAGUACAAGUUAAUCAACUAGUAUUUCCUGCAGACUUCUAUGUCAUUAACCUUGAAGAGAAGACUCCUUCCAAAUCAUAUAUGAUCCUCCUUGGAAGACCUUUCAUGAAUACUGCUCACAUAAUCGUUGAUGUCCAUAAAGGAAAGAUAACUAUGGAGUUUUAUGGAGAAACAAUUCACUUCAACAUCUUUGAAGCAAUGAGGUACCCUAGCAAUAUUUCACCAUUUUAUCAGGUUGAUGUAAUUGAGCCAAUAACCCAAAAAGUGUUUGAUUUGUCUCAUGGGGAUAUUUUGGAGAUAAUACUUAACAUGAACCUUGAUUGUGAGAGUUUGAAGAAAAUACUAAAAAUGUAUACAUUAGACUCUAAAUUUGAAAAGAUUGUGAAGACUUUGGAAGUAAACAAUUCAACAAAGAAGGAUGUCUCUUAA
Molecule: messenger RNA, 1515 nt
Organism: Lactuca sativa (garden lettuce)
Lineage: Eukaryota; Viridiplantae; Streptophyta; Magnoliopsida; Asterales; Asteraceae
Source: RefSeq, a predicted model, not a curated record